CCCACUUGCGUGAUCACCAUUUUCACAGUGAUUAUGAAGUCAUCUGUGCUGAGGAGGAUCUGGAGGCUCAAGAUGUGACCUUCUUCUGCAAAGGGGUAGUGAAGCUUGAACAUUGGUGGACCGAGUGCAUUGAAGUUAAAGGAGACCAUGUUGAAAAUAAUGCAAGAACAAUCUUUCUCCUGUGACGUUUCCUGGGCGAGGCCGAGAACUUUUUGAAGGACUCUCGUAUAUAUUUGCACCCAGCAUAGCCAAAUCACAUAGCACCAUGUUUUUGAGAAGUGAGCGGAAAUCAGAGACCCCAGAGGAAACCCACAUAGACAUGGAGAACAAAUGAAACGUCACACGGACAGUAACCCAAGCUCAGGGCCUUUUAGAAAUUGAGCCACGUAGAUGAACUUGAGGUCUGACGAUGGCGUCCCACCCUCAGAUGUACCCUGAGUUAGGUUCAGGAUGCAGGCAGUCAGCGAAGGCUCAACUGUUGGCAUCUCAGCAGCACCUGGUGGCAUCUCUGUAUAACUUGGCGCCGCUAUUAGACUGCGUCCUGGCUGCAGGUCUGCUGUCUCAGGAUAACUACCACGAGGUGAAGGCGGAAAAGACACCACAGAAGAGUGCCCGCAAGCUGCUGGAGAUUGUUCAGUGUCAGAUGGACGAGAACGGAGCCACACGCUUCCUAGAGUGUCUGCAGGAAUGUAAGCAGCAUUAUCCACGUCUACGCACCUGGCUGUCUGCUGAAGCAGAGAUCCAGCGUGGACCCACAGAGCGGAAACUGCAGGCUCAGUUCUCCUGCCUGUGCAGCCGCCUGGGCUUCUCCGUGCUGCCUGUGUCUGUGGCUCUGUUCUCCAGCAGCACCCUCACACAGUUCGAUCUGGAGCGGAUCCAGGGGGCAUCGACCCCCAUGCAGCAGACCCACAUCCUGCUGACCAUCUGCCUGAAUAAAGGAGAGUCAGCAUGCAAGAACUUUUAUAUGGCGCUGUACAACGAAGACCCUCAGCUCGCCGAGGACAUAAACAUCAGUAGCUCGUUAAAGGAUCUGUCACUGAACAGCAAAGAGGGCGACAGUGUCGGCGUGGCAGUAGAGGAGACACAAGGCACAACAGCAGGACACCUGGCUUACUCAGGAGUACUGCAGCAGGUGAGAGCUCAGCUAGGUGUGGCUGUAGGAGAUGAGGCCAGGCUGAACGUGUGUGAGCUGGGAGUUGCAGUGGGUCUGCCACGUCGCACAGUCAAAGAGUGUCUUCUAGAGGGCGUGAGUUUAGAGGACGCAGCCCAGCUGGAGGCUCUGGUGGCUCUGUUCAUGGAAAAGACUCGGGACGCGGACCGGCUCCUCAGCAGAGUGGCUGAAGUUGAGAUUCGAAACGUGCAGCUCUCUGAGCGAGGCUGUUUGUGCCUGAGGCUCCUGCAGGACGCGGAUGCUCUCCUCCGUAGUGGGAGCCACAGUCAACUCCAAACCUCCUGGGAUUAUCUGCGUGAUCAGGAUCACAUACACAGUGCAGACUGCGGUGAUGACUGCACAUUAUGGACCAUCUUCAGCUUCCUGGUGUGGGACUGCCUGGCCGAGGCUGUGGAGGAACCCAAGCUGAAGCCCAGUGGUGGCCUGGCUGCGAUGCUUCAGCAGCUGCAUGGCUGUGCUCAAUUGGACACAGCACUCCUGCAGGAGCUGGACCAGUGCUGGAGUGAAGGAGGAUCUGAGAACUUGCUCCAGAGUGUAAGGGUUCUGGCACAAAUUCUGAGGGACCUGCACCUGCUAGAUGCUGGUCUCCAUCCAUCAGGUCCUGUGGAGGGCUUGUAUUCCUGCUGGACCCGACUUCACAGGGUCACAUCUUUUCAGGGCGUGCCAGUCCGGGCCAUCCGGAAAGUUCUAAACAGUGUGGUGGCUGCCUCUACGCAGCAGGACGCAACUCCUCAAGCUCGCCAGUACAGAGAGGUGUGUGUUUAUGUUGCACGACUGUUAGAUACAGUGCAAGCAGAAAGGAGCAUUAGCAAUUUCGAAAGUUCUUCCCUUGCUCAAAUCACCCAGCACAUCCGUUUUGUUCUCUCUGGACCUGCCUUUAACUCACAGGCCUUUGAUGCAGGAGUCUGGAACCGCUUGAUGUCGCUGACGGAGUUUAAUCCUGCGCAGCUGGGCUUGGGCCCCCUCAUGCAGCUGCAUCAGGAGACCCUGUCCAACCUUAAGUGCUAUCUCCAGCCAAGCGAGUGCCACAGUUUCCACUUCAUCGUGGAGUCCGUUCAGAUGCUCGGGUCACCACGGCUGAUCUCGGUGAACAGCACCAGAGGGGCAGUGGCCAUUGAUGAUGGUGUGGAAGAGGUCUUUUGUUUCAAAGCAUCCGAGCCAGCUUCCUUUCUGGUGCGUCUGAACUACCUUGGUUACGAGAAAAUCAAAGGGCGCUAUGAAGUUCACAAACCUCGUUGUGUGCGCGUUUCCCGGCUCAGCGAGGAAGGAUCACGGGCGAUUCACAGCUUAGGCGGAGAGGUUUUAGCAGAGGAGGAUGAUAAAAUGUGGAUUCGAGAAAGUGGGAGUGGAUGGUGGGAGGAACUGCAAUGUAUAGCGCUGAGAUAUUCUGUACAGCUCCAGGAACAAGGCUGCUGUUUUAUGAUCAUGACCUCAGAGUCAGAGUGCGAAGUAAAGUUUAUAUACAGACGAGGGAGGCUGUGGGCCACGCCCCAGACAGGAUGUAAGGUGAUUUGAGACUGCACUUUAAAGCAGUUCCACGCCCGGAUCACAGGGGUUGGGUAUCGUUUGGGGUUUUGCCAAUACCGGUGCUAAAAUGAUACUUUGAACAUAGUGCUGGUGCCUAAAUGGUGCCUGAACCAAAACUUAAAGCAUAAAACGAUAGCCGACAGAAUUAAAGAACGGCUUUUUUUUAUUUCUAAGGCAAAUCUGAACAAAUUAAAAAUGAUAUACAUUUAGGCAUUUUAACCAUGUUUGCGGUAGCUACUAGCUAACCUUAGGCAUCUGCUGCCAUCAGACCAAGUUAACUAGUAGUGAUACUUAAGUUGCCUGUAAUGUCUGUUUCAGAGCACCAGAGGGCAAAUAUUUUGAUAUUUUAUUAAAUUGUUUUAUUUGCACAAUAUUAUACUCAAUUACUUCUAAUGAAGACAAUUUAAUAAUGUUCUUUCAUUUCAAUUUGUUUGCAGGAAAAUGGCAAUAAAAACACUUGUUUUCAAAAUCAUUUUGCUGUCGUUGCCAAAACGACACUGACCACAUAAUAUUUAAAGCCAAACAAAACCCAAAAAUUAAAAACUCCUUUAUAUUGACAGGUAAUAUCCACACAGCACAUGUAGAUUGUUUAUCUUUUAAAAUAAUACCUCUCUGGGCGCUGCCAUCUUACUCUCUCCGAGGUUCAAAUAAAUAUCGGGCUCAGAGUGCAAAUUAGGCGAGAGAAUUCGAGACUGCGACGUAACUUACCAUGUGACUCGCCGAGGCUGAGAUCUAGGGUAUACAUCAUUUCAAAAUUCACCUUUGUAAAAGUGAAUCAAAUUCCUGUUGAUUCUCAUAUUUUAUUUCUGUGUAUUUAAAAAAACAAACAAACAAAAAAAAAAACCACAUGGUUACAGAACAUUUCUGAUUAGAUUUUUAGAAUUAGAAGCCUUUACUUGUCACAGACAUUACAGCACAGUGAAAUUCUUUCUCUGCAGUUAACCCUUUGGGGUCUGAGGGUUUUUUCUGGCACUCUAAUAAUUUUGGCAUAUUUUGAUGAUGUCAGUUUCAACAAAUCUAAGC
Neoarius graeffei (lesser salmon catfish) is the source of this 3721-nucleotide messenger RNA. RefSeq lists its product as uncharacterized. NCBI's taxonomy places the organism in Eukaryota, Metazoa, Chordata, Actinopteri, Siluriformes, Ariidae. The transcript has 8 exons. Gene Ontology annotation, biological process: regulation of apoptotic process. The coding region runs from base 410 to 2686 and encodes 758 amino acids. The record is from RefSeq and is a predicted model, not a curated record.